AUAAACUGAUCAAUCUGCAGUUCCCCCUGAAAGCUAGUUUCCGUUGACGAUCCCCGCUCACCAGUAGACUUCUAUUCUCGAUUCCACAUGGUUCGUUUACCUGAUUGAGUUUCAAUACUUUGGUCUCCUUUCGUUUGUUACGUAAAUUUCGAGGAUAAGCUUUUACUCGAAUGUCGAGACGGUCUUUUUAGAGGAUCUGCUUACUAUUGAGGCGCCUCACAAUCGUCCUCUCUUGCUUUCUCUUGGGCAAUUCCCAUGGGAAGACGAUUCGCGUGAGAACCUUCUGGACGUGACUUCAUACGAUGUGACAACAGCGAAGGCCAUUGUACGAGGAGCCUACAGCAGUGAAGGUUAGGAGGAACAGAGGCGACGACACGAGACGGCAGUAGCAGAGAGCGAGCAGGCAUCAUGGUUCGCAGGCAGAGAACGCGGCCUGGAACCAAGAGCGACCGAGCAGAGUAGUAACGGCAUUUGAGUCGACUCAAGAGCGACCGAGUGUUAGUAAGCAACGAAUUGUCAUGGUUCGCAGGCAGAUACCGCGGACUGGAGCCGAGCAUGGUCGCAAUGACGUGCGACCUGCUCGUGACGCAAACGGGAUUGCUCUUAUCGCGGAUGGGGAGAGGAACCAGCGGAGCGGUGGAAUUUCGGCGAGUGGGAGGAGAGAAGUAGAGGAGGAGGAGUCGACUGGGGAGGAAACCCUUGUGCCAUACGGCCCAACAGGAGCUUCUUCAGUCAAGGAUGACUUUAAGGAGCCUCGAAAGCGGAGCGGUGGAUUUCCGGCAAGCGGGAGGAGAGGGGAAGCGGAAGAGUCGCCUGGGGAGGAAACCCUUGCGCCAGUAGGGUCACCAGGAAUUUCUUCUGUCAAGGAGUCGCCUAAGGACAAACCUGUCAAGGAAUUACCUCAAGAGUGCGCUUCAACUAAUGAGUCAUCGCCCGAAGAAUCUCACGAGCAGGAACCCAUUCUGAAAGUCACUCGUGAGGCGCCUCAGAUUCCUUCGGUCAUGGCGGCUGCUGAGGAAGCAGGACUCAAAUCGACUCAAGCCGACUCUUCGGCCAGUGAAGCAUCUCGCAAGCAGAACUUUCCUGGCUGUGAGGCAGCAUACCCACACGAUCAUCAGGCGCGGUCUCAGGGCUCUCAAGCGUGCCCCCACGACCCCCAAGCAUGCCCCCAGGGCCCUCAAGCGUGCUCCCACGACCCUCAAGCCUGCCCCCACGACCCUCAAGCAUGCCCCCAGGGCUCUCAAGCGUGCUCCCACGACCCCCAAGCAUCCCCUCAGGGCGUUAGUAUACAGGAGCAGUACGAGAGGGAGUUUGGUGGUUACCUGAACAGUUACAGGUUUGCGCACCCUGCUACAGCUGCUGCUACUGCUGCAGCCGGGGCUAUAGCUGGCGCACCGGCUGCUGCUACAGCUGGCGUGACAGGCGCUGCAGGUGGUGGUUUGAGUGUGGAGGAGUUCAGGGCUCUGGAGUGCCCUCAGCUGAAAGGCUGCGUGUACCUCGACCAUGCAGCAGCAGCAGUGUACACACGCUCACAGGUGGCAGCUGCCACCAGGGCCCUCACUCGCUCCCUCUUCUCCAACCCUCACAGUGCCAGUAGCAGCAGUGCAGCUACAGCAGACGCCAUUGAAUCGCUACGCAUGCAGGUGCUAGCCAUGUGCCACGCCCCCCCCUCCCUCUACGCCUGCGUCUUCACCAGCGGCGCCACUUCAGCGCUCAAAACGGUCGGCGAGGCGUUUCGAUGGGCGGCCGGCAGCCAGCUGGCGAUGACGGUGGACAACCACAAUUCGGUGCUAGGGAUCAGAGAGUAUGCACUGAGAGCUGGCGCAACAGUGUCUGUUGUUGACAUUAGCUAUGAGGAUGACUAUAUGGGGGAUGAAGAGGAAGCGGAUAACGAAGGAUGUGGAGAGGAGGAAGAGGAGGAUGAAGAAGGGAGUGGUGAGGAUGGGAGUGAGAAUGGAAGUGAGAAGGAGAGUGAGAAUGAGAGUGCAGAGUUGAGUGACAAAGAGGAGGGGAGAAAGGAGGAAGUGGAAGUUGAUGGAGUUAUUAUGGUAUUGAGAAAGGAAGUGAAAGAAGAAUCUGGAGGAGAGGAGAGGAGUGAGGAAGGGGAGGAAGCAGAGGACGAGGAGGGGGACGAUGAAGAGGAGGAGCAGGAGGAGGGGGGGGAGGAAGAAGAAGAAGAAGAGGAGGAGGAGGAGGAGGGGGGGGAGGAAGAGGAAGAAGAAGAGGAGGAAGAAGAAGAGGAGACAAGGGCGGUUGUGAGGUUGGCCAAUAGGAGAAAAGUAAGAUUGGCUUUACCUGGGAGCAGGAACAAACGCAAGGGGUCAAAGGAGGGGGAAGAAGAGGAGGAAGAGGAGGAGGAGGAGGAAGAGGAGGAGGAAGUGGAGGAGGACGAGGGAGAUGAGUCAGAGGAUGAAGAGGGGGGGAAGGCGGGAGUGAGGGUAGGUGGCAGGAGGAAGGUUCGAGUGGCCUUACCUGGGAGCAACAAGAGCAGGCGCAGGGGAGCAGAGGAGGACCAUGAGGAGGAAGAGGAGGAGGAGGAAGAGGAGGAGGAGGAGGAAGAGGAGGAGGAGGAAGAGGAGGAGGAGGAAGAGGAGGAGGAGGAAGAGGAGGAGGAGGAAGAGGAGGAGGAGGAAGAUGAGUCAGAGGAAGAGGGGGGGAAGGUGGGAAUGAGGGUAGGCAGCAGGAGGAAGGUUCGAGUGGCCUUAUCUGGGCGCAACAAGAGCAGGCGCAAGGGAGCAGAGGAAGAGGAGCGGGAGGAGGAAGAAGGAGAGGAAGAGGAUGAGGAGGAUGAAGAGGACGAGGAGGAGGAGGAUGAGGAGGAGGAGGAGGAGGAGGAGGAGGAGGAAGGGGUUGAAGAGGAGGGGAAGAUGGGAGUGAGGGUGGGCAGCAGGAGGAAGGCUCGUUUGGCUUUACCCGUCAGCAGCAGGAGCAAGCGCACCGCUGCAACCGGGCAACAAAAAACACAAGCAGUUGAUGAUACUGGACGACUGCAAACGCAAGCAGUUGCUGAUAGUGGACAACUGCAAACACAAGCAGGUCCACGUCCAGGUGCGGGGAUAGCAGCACGUGUAAGGAAAGUCGAACCUGUAGGGUUGGGAGCUCAUGCUGAAAUCGGCCCUUCUCAAGUUCCAGCCCUUCUUGCCGAACCAAUGCUGACCGAACCACAGCCCACCAGAGCUGCUUCUGAGCCUGGGUGCGAGGCUCGGGUAGGUGUGGCUGAUGGGAUAGGAGUGGCUGAUGGGACAGAUGUGACUGGGGGAGGCUCGAGCGCAAAAGGCAGUGGUGCGAGGGGCAAUGGGGAGGGAAAGACGAGACAGGGUGGAGUGGUAGGCUUGAGUAAUGGGGUGGGAGGGCGCAUGGGGAAAGAAAGUGAGGCAGGGAAGGUGAGGAAGGAUAGACGGACAGGUGGGAGAAGUAGUAGUGUGGUCCUUGGAGGGGUGGUGGAAGGGGCGUCGAUUCGACUGGUGAACCGGUUUUCGAGGGCAGGAAGGGAGGAGGCUGCUGUGGGGGGGCGUCAAGAGCAAUUUACAGGGGCUGGAAGAGAGGAGAGUGAACGAGGAAAGGGGCAGGUGGCAGGAGGCAGGUGGGGGAGAAGAGGGAGGAAGGCGGAGCAGCAGCAGCAGCAACAGGAGCAGCAGCAGCAACAGGAGCAGCAGCAGCAACAGGAGCAGCAGCAGCAGCAACAGGAGCAGCAGCAGCAGCUGCUGCUGCCGUUCGUCCCGUGCCUGUUUACAAUGCCGGCUGAAAGUAACUUCAGCGGGGAGAAGUACGACUUGAGGCUGGUACAGUCAGUAAAGGAGGGGUGUCUGGAUGAGAUGAUUCAGCAGCAGCAGCGGCAGGGGGAGCAGCAGCGGCAGCAGCAGCAGCAGGGGGAGCAGCAACAGCAGCAGCAGCAGCAGCGGCAGCAGCAAGAGAAGCAGGCACCUUCAGAGGACAGAGCGUGGGGCAGCUUGCACCGUAGAGUGGGUGUGGGGGCGCUCUGGGGGUGGCUGGGAGGGGGGCGUGAAAAGACAGGUGGUGAUGAGGGUGGUGGGAAGGCCAGGAGUAGUGAUGGGGCAGAGGUAGGUAGUAGUGGCGCCAAGAUCAGGAGAGCCGGUAAUGAAGCGGAAAGAGAGGCAGGUGGUAGUGGCGGUGGCAGUGAGGGCGCUCGUGAGGGCGCUUGUGAGGGCGCUCCUCCCCCGCGUCGCUGGUUCGUGCUUCUGGACGCCGCCAAAGCUGCUGCCUCGGACCCUCCGGACCUCUCGCAGUGCCCUGCUGACUUUGUCGCUCUCUCCUUCUACAAGAUAUUUGGAUUCCCCACGGGCCUCGGAGCACUUAUCAUAAGGCGAGACGCUGCUUCCAUCCUUCGCAAGCCGUACUUCGGUGGAGGCACUGUGGCGGCAGUUCUUGCAGACUCCGACUUUGUGUCUCUGCGCCCGUCAUUAGAAUCCCAAUGGGAGGACGGCACCCUCCCCUUCCUCCAGCUUGCGGCGGAGCUCCCUCCAGGCCUCGCCUUGGUGUCUCGCCUCUCAUUUUCUGCCAUCCAACGCCACGUCUCGUCUCUUGCUCUCUUCACCGCCUCUCACCUUCUCUCCCUCCGUCAUUUCAACGGUCAGCGUGCCUGCAUAGUGUAUGGAAGGCACAGGACGCUUCUGAAAGCGUUUCAGGAUGCAGAAAGGAGAGCCAGGGAGGAAGAAGAGGGAGUGGUGGAAGGGCAGGGCGGGAUGGACGAACCACAGAGGAGAGUAGGGGAGAGGCAAGGAACAGGGUCCAAGCAGGGGGGGGAAGGGGAGGAAGGAAGAACAGUGUUGAAGCAGCAGGGGGGAGUGGUGGCGUUUAACUUGAAACGGAGUGAUGGGUCGUGGGUGGGGUACAAGGAAGUGGAGAAGCUAGCUGGCAUCCACUCUAUCCAUCUCAGAACCGGUUGUUUCUGCAACCCUGGUGCGUGUGCCAAGCACCUCCGCCUCUCUCACUCCCAACUCCUUCAAAACUACGAGGCGGGCCACGUGUGCUGGGAUGACAACGACAUCAUUGCCGGGCGGCCAACUGGUGCUGUGCGAAUCUCGUUCGGACACCUGUCAACAAUUGGUGACGUGGAGGCUUUCCUCUCGUUCAUCCAAACAUGCUUUGUGGAGCUGCCACCUCAGCAUGGUCCACCUCAGCACUUUCCACCUCAGCACACCGUCUCCUCCUCUUCUCCCAAUCCCAUCCCAUCCGCUGACUCCGUUCCGCCAGCCUCAACCACAAGCAGCAGCCUCACUCCCACGCCCCCUGCUUCCACCCUCCCUGCUUCCACCCUCCCUGCUUCCACCCUCCCUGCUUCCACCCUCCCUGCUUCCGCCUCUCCUCCUGCCUCUGCUGCCGCUGAUGCCUCCGCUGCUGCUAUUGCUGCUGAAGAGGACAGGGUAGCUUAUGGGAGUUUCAUUGAGGGAGGAGCGGAAACAUCAGAACGUGCAGGACAGGAGGAGCUGGUUCGAGCGGAUGUGCCUGCACGGACUGUGACUGUAGAGGCGCUGUUCGUGUACCCAGUCAAGUCGUGUGCUCCCAUGCAAGUCAAGUCAUGGCCCCUGGGGCCUUCUGGCCUGCUGCAUGACCGCGAGUGGCUCAUCAUCAAUGCCAUGGGCUCCCCCUUGAGGCCCAACCGGGUCCCCUCGCUGUACAGCCUCCGCCCCUCCAUCGACCUGGCUUCCCGCCUGCUCUCGAUUCACCUGAAACCUCCAGAAGGCACUCCUGCGGUCGCCCCCACAUCAGCGGCCAAAGCCCCUACGUCUCCCCUCCAAUUGCCUCUUGACAAGUGGCCUGAUGCCAGGCUGGAUGGCCUGCGAGUGUGUGGUGACAGCGUCCACGUGGCAGUGUACCCUGCUGACGUGGCCGCCUGGCUCUCCUCCGCCCUCGGCACGCCAUGUCAGCUCGUGAGGCUCCUGCCGCACGCCCGCCAGCAGAAGAAGCUGCCGAGAAGCAUCCUCAACAGCCAGGACAAUCAUAUCAGCACCAUCCAAGCCUCCCAAUCUACUUCUUCCUCCGUUCCUCUUCCAUCUCCCUCCUCCUCCUCCUCCUCCUCUCCCUCUCUCCAACCCAACACCCCCGCCUCUUCCACCCCCUCUCUGUCGUCCUCUCUCUCACUAGCCAAUGAGGGUCAGCUAUUACUGGUCUCAUCUGCCAGCCUGGCAGAUCUCAGGAGGAGAGUGGCGCAUGGGGCAGGGGGCGGGCUGAUGGGAGGAGGAGAGGGAAGAGAAACGGAAGGGAGAAGAGGAGCGGAGGCGAAUUCUCAAAAUGAGCGAUCCAGCUCCAAAUCUUCUUCCCUUGGGCCUCCUUCCACCGUAACUCCUUGUUGCCCUGCUGAUUGGCGCCUUAGGCUCGGUAACCCUGCCGAACCUAACGGUCUGGGCUCUGGCUUGGAAACAGAUCGAACGUCUUCCACAUCAGCACCAGCUGCUGCCGGGUCAUCAGGAUUUUCUCAGGCUGCUGACGUGGACAUGGAUAUGGAAGCUGAUGACACAUGGGUACUGCGGUUUCGGCCCAACAUUGUUGUGGGAGGUGCUGACGUGGCACCAUAUGAUGAGGACAAGUGGAAGGAGCUGGUUGGUCAAGACGUUUCCUUUGAGUCCCUUGCUCCAUGCAGUAGGUGCACCAUCAUCAACACACACCCCAUCACAGGCCAAUCAUCAGCCCCGGAACCUCUUCGAACGCUCUCUAGUUACCGCAGACACAAAGCAAACAUUAAUUUUGGUGUUCUCUUUAUGAUCAAGCACUGGAGCCUCAGCUCGCAAACCAACGUGCCUUGCUCUCACCCAUUGCUAUUUGUAGGUCAAGGUUUAGCAACCGUGUACGAAUGAUAUAUUCAAGCAAAUCAGUAACGACGUCAGGAG
Molecule: messenger RNA, 6848 nt
Organism: Closterium sp. NIES-67
Lineage: Eukaryota; Viridiplantae; Streptophyta; Zygnematophyceae; Desmidiales; Closteriaceae
Source: the annotation of a GenBank genome assembly